Molecule: messenger RNA, 321 nt
Organism: Rodentolepis nana
Lineage: Eukaryota; Metazoa; Platyhelminthes; Cestoda; Cyclophyllidea; Hymenolepididae
Source: the annotation of a GenBank genome assembly
AUGAUCCGUAUGCGUUUGUAUCAAUUGGAUCGUGAGGCCAUAGAACGCAUUACUUUGAUAGUAUUAGUGACCGACGCUCGUAACCAACCAAUCUUCACGGCCACCACCACUGUUUCGAUCGAAAUUCUGGAUGAAAAUGACAACAGUCCAGUGUUUGUCAAUCCACCUGCCAAUAUGCAAAGUGGUGACCUGGCGCAUGCAUUCACAAUCCGAGAAAAUUCACCCAAAUUCACUCGACUUAGCGGUCUUCUGGAGGCUAGGGAUCCAGAUGCUGUAAGUUUGGAUUUUAGGAGCGAUUUCCAUAGAACUGAACUGAACUGA